This is a messenger RNA of Panicum virgatum (switchgrass), 883 nucleotides long. RefSeq names its product paired amphipathic helix protein Sin3-like 2. Gene Ontology annotation, biological process: regulation of DNA-templated transcription. Lineage: Eukaryota; Viridiplantae; Streptophyta; Magnoliopsida; Poales; Poaceae. The transcript is spliced from 4 exons. The record is from RefSeq and is a predicted model, not a curated record. Bases 189 to 602 code for a protein of 137 amino acids.
CCCUUUCCCCUCCCCUCCCCUCCCCUCUCACACCAGUCACCACCACCCCACCACACCGCCGCCGCCGUUCGAAUAUUCCAAGCUUGCGAAUUGCGAUUGCGAGAAGAGGAGGGGAGGGGAGGGGAGCCGGGCGCGGAACCCUAAUUGCCUCCGUCGACUGCCAACAGCUGAGAGGCAAGGGAGGUACAAUGCCAAGAGCUAAUGAGAUGUUUAGGGCGGAUUCAAGAAUGAUGGUGGUCUUUGGUGCCUUGACAUCGAAACCACAGCAGCUGACAUUUGAAGAAUCCCUCAGAUUUGUCAAGAAAGUGAAGGCCCGCAAUUACAUUUUGUACUUGUCACUAUUUGACAUUCUUGGCAGAAUGGAACUUUCCCAGCUCGAUGCCUACCGAGAGUUACGGCUGCUAUUUCGAAAUCACCCAGAUUUGUAUGAAGAGUUUGAGAAGUUCAGACCACCUGCGCCCAUAAAGCACGCAACGAACAACAUCUGGCCCUGGGUUUUCGUGUGCGCCGUCCCGUUGGUUGCAGUAAGCCUAAUCCCGGCGUUUGGAAACCCAGUACUGUGGUUUGUUCAACAAACUAUUGGCGAAAAAUUGGCCGCGUGAUUCAAGCACCAGUCGGUACAUACAUAUAUAUGCAGUUGACCUCCAAUUAUUUGCUCCCACCAUAAUCGGAUUGAUAGCCUUUAUAUAUAUGUAUAUAGUUAGUUAUACUGGCAUUAUGGACGGAAAUCGGUUCACGCAAGAAAUUUAGUCGUGCAACCGUGUAAGUCUUGUCAAACAUUGCUCAUCUCCAUUUGAGUUGGGUAAGUGCUAAAUCAAAACUUCCUUGGCAUCUCUCUGUUUCCUGCUAUAACUAAGACUGGUGCUGCUGUUAUGCUGCGAGU